AAGGGCGGAAAUCAUUUAUGCAAUUUUAAACUAUCCCGGGCUAUAUGCAAUUAUUGAUCAAAGUCGGCUUAACAGAUAAACUUGUUUACUAACCAUUGCCUUUCUUGUUUAUCGGUGUUGGGUAGGGUGAAAUAAUGGAAAAUUGAAGUUUAUCACAAGGUUUAUAAGUUAUUUGUUGAUAUUAGUCGGACAAUGGAUAUAUUUCCAGCAUAUAACACUAAAUCAGUGCAUCUCUCCACAAUAAUUAUAUACGCUUUGUUAUGUAUCCUCCACCAUUGUUCAUCCUACCCCACGGGCGCCCCACUUGUAGCAUGUCAGGAAAUGAGGCCAUAUCACCCUCCAACGACUACGUCAGGAACACCACCCUUUGCCAUUAAUCUCACAGAAACUGUUUACAAACCUGGAUCUGAAAUCAAAGGAACAAUAUACUCACCAAAGGGCUUUCUAUUUCGCGGAUUCUUGAUACAAGCUAGAAAGGCGGAUAACUCUGAAAUGACACCAUUUGGGGAGUUCAUAGUGUCAGGAUCAGACACGCACACGAACUGUGGUAAUGCCAAUAAACAAGGAUUGACACAUACAUCAAACAGCAAUAAAACAGAAAUAGACUUCACAUGGAAAGCACCAAUGACCUUUCAGGGCGAUCUGCAUUUCAAGUUGACGAUUGUAGAGUCAUAUAAUGUAAGUCGUUUCUGGUUAGGUAUAUAUUCAUCCGUUGUUAAAGACUGUAGUUUACACCCGUCAAAUGAAUGUGCCGAUAUACCCACAGAACAGCCAGCCACCAUCAGCCCGGGACCAGAGACAACCUCUGAUGAAACAAUUUCGACACCAGCAUCAACUUCACCAGCCAUACCAUUACCGUCAACGGUUCCACGGAAUAAUAUACCAAAUGAUCCUGAGUGUGGAGUAAGCAAAGGCUGCUUCCCAGAUUGCUCCAACGGCUGUGAAUAUCUCGUCACGUGGCAUACUGUUUUUAAAAGUAAUGACACACAUGCUGCUGCUGCUGGGGAUGAUGAUGAAGAUGAUUAUUAUGCUGAGUGGGUACACUUUGAGCUUAGAAUGGUAUUGGAGGAAACAGACAAUGUGUGGAUUGCAGUAGGGCUUUCACCAACUGGCCUAAUGGAUGGUACCAAUGUUAUUGCGUGUCUAACAGGAAGAAACACUGUAAGCGUCGAGUCGUCACACAAUAAGGGUUAUAAAAACGUUAUGUACAGCACGAAAACGUUAGGCCUAUUAGCUAUGUCAGGUUCAGUUCAUGGAAAUUUAAUAGAAUGUUCGUUUACGCGACACAUUGCAAUGAAUGUAUCUGAUUUCUUGAAUCUAAAGAACGAGGUGUAUCUUCUUGUUGGACAUGGACCAGUUGUAAAAGGUAUUAAAUACCAGCACACAAAAAUACCAAUCAGAAGCCCUGGAAAAGUUAAUAUCCUGUCGAGAAAUGCUAACAUAACUACAGUACAACCACUUACCACCAGCCCGGCUCCACAGAAUAAUAUACCAAAUGAUCCUGAAUGUGGAGUAAGCAAAGGCUGUUUCCCAGACUGCUCCAACGGCUGUGAAUAUCUCGUCACGUGGCAGGUAGAUUCUAACAGUAUGGACAAUAUCAACAAUGCUGCUGCUGAUACUGAUGGGGUACAUUUUGAGUUUAAAAUGGUGUUGGAGGAAACAGACAAUGUUUGGAUUGCAAUAGGGUUUUCACCGACUGGCAAAAUGGAUGACACCAAUGUUAUUGCGUGUCUUACAGGAAGAAACAAUGUUAGCGUCGAGUCCUCACACAAUGAGGGUUAUACAAACGUUAUGUACAGCAAGAAAACGUUAGGCCUAUCAAAUAUGCAAGGAUCAGUCAAAGGCAAGAAAAUAGAAUGUUCGUUCACGCGAAAAAUGUCGAUGAAUGUUACUGAUUUCAUGAAUCUGAAGGACGAAGCAUAUCUUCUUGUUGGACAUGGACCAGUUGUAAACGGUAUUAAACAACAACACACAAAAAUUCCAGUAAGAAGCUCUGGAAAAGUCGACUUCCUGUCCCACAAAGUUUCAAAAGAAUCUGAUUCGGCAUCACCUCUUAUCAAACUGCACGGAUCUCUUAUGGUCGUUGCAUGGGUGCUGUGCUCGAGCAUUGGGGUUGUGAUAGCCAGACAUUUCAAAUCUAUGGCCCAUGGUAAAAUGAUGUGUAACGUACGAUACUGGUUUGCUAUUCAUAGAACUUUAAUGUUUGUUGUACUUCUGUGUGUGAUUAUUGCAUUCGUUGCUAUAUUUUACGAGAUUGGUGGAUUCAGCCAAAUAUCAGCUGAUCCUGGUAAAGAAUAUACAAAAGCCCAUCCAUACCUAGGGAUAAUUGUCACAUGCCUUACUCUUUUAAAUCCGAUUAUGGCACUAUUUCGUCCGCCGGUCGACCAUCAACAUAGACCUAUUUUUAACUGGGCACAUUUUAGCGUCGGAACAGCAGCGCAUAUAAUUGCAGUUGUCACAAUAUUCUUUGGUAUUAAUCUUAGUAAAGCGAAAGUGGAUGAGUAUGCCAAGGACGUGAUGAUAGCAUACUCCGUAAUAUUCGUGGUAGCACAAUCAGUUCUAGAAAUACAAAAGAAAAGAGAUGUGCCGAAAGAUUCUAUAACAUAUGGAAAAUUAAACUCGAACAGUGUAAAGCAGCGUCUAUUGACGACAACAAGUAAUUCAUUGACCACUUACAAAACAACAUCUCUCGGUGUUUCGGGGAAUAAGAAGGAGGGUGUCAGUAUGUUCUCCACUAUAGUUCUAUUUCUACAUGGUGUUUGCAUGGUUGUAGCUGCGACUCUUUUAAUUCUAAUGAUUUGCGAUCCCACUCAUUUUCAUCUUAAGAAGUGAUGUUAUAAGAUAACUUGAUGUUAUAAAAUGACAUGUUAUCACGUGUCAUGUUAUCACGUGUCAUGUUAUCGCGUGUCAUGAAAACGUAUUCUUUAUAUCUAAAAAUAAUCAAUUUACUUUCAUGUUUACCAUGGAAAUUGUUAUAGUUGAUAACUUGGUGCGCACAAUGCUGUGAUAUUUUCUUGUUAUGUUGCUUUUCUUUUGUUUAAUACAGGAAAGUAUCUUUUAUAUUUUGUAUAAGUUUUUACGUCACUAUAAGUGUUAGCAAGAACAAUUAUACCUAUGAAACAAUUUAUACAAUUCACAUUUUAACAAUGUUAGAUAUGUCUGUUGUUUACUUGUUUGGUUUUUACGACGAUUUCAAUAUUUGAGCCGCGUCACGACAAAACCAACAUAAUGGGUUUGCGACCAGCAUGGAUCCAGACCAGACUGCGCAUCCGCGCAGUCUGAUCAGGAUCCAUGCUGUUCGCUUACAAACCCUAUUUCAAGUAGAGAAACUGAUAGCGAACAGCAUGGAUCCUGAUCAGAUUGCACGGAUGAGCAGGCUGGUCUGGAUCCAUGCUGGUCGCAAACGCACUAUGUUGGUUUUGUCAUUACACGGCUCAAUAUUUUCAUCAUAUCUUGGCGGUCAAUCCACCUUACCGGCUUUUCCAGAUAACAAAGAAAUAAUAACAAAUCUCUUUGCAAGUGACCAAAUGCUUAUACCACACGAUUUCUUAACUAGUGGUCAGAGACAAAUUACCAUUAGACUCAUUGUCCGAAGUCAAUUAUCACGUUGAAAUUUCACCUCUCCAGCAACCCUUGGAUUUCAUAUCCGAGAUAUGUUUGUAGCGAUACAUACUAUUUGCACAAUUUACAAGUCCAGCAUCGUGGACAUAAUCUUUGAUAAUCUUGCCAUAAAUUAUCUGUUUUGUCAUACAUGUUAUAAUUUGCAUUGUAUAUUAAAAUGCUUCUGAUUAA
Messenger RNA from Ruditapes philippinarum (Manila clam), 3792 nucleotides. Its product is annotated as putative ferric-chelate reductase 1. Gene Ontology annotation, molecular function: oxidoreductase activity, acting on metal ions. The record is from RefSeq and is a predicted model, not a curated record. Lineage: Eukaryota; Metazoa; Mollusca; Bivalvia; Venerida; Veneridae. Bases 193 to 2832 code for a protein of 879 amino acids. The transcript has 21 exons.